AUGGUCUGGUUCAUCUGCGAUUCCUGCGGGGACUCCAUCAAGAAGCCGAAGGUGGCGAAGCACCUGGGGUCGUGCGCGGCCUGGAGCUUCACCUGCAUAGAUUGCCAGCGGACGUUCGACCGGAAGAGCGUGCAUAACCACAUCAAUUGUGUGAGUGAGAAAGAGAAAUAUGUUGAUGGUGCCACCAAACCUGGAGGCUUUGCAGCAAAAGGUUAUGCAGAUGGUGCUGUAGAGGCUCGUGCGCAAGUGCAAAUUGAAGGCGGAGAAUAUCUGUCACAGCGGCCACCAUGGAUGUGCAGGUGA
Messenger RNA from Ostreobium quekettii, 303 nucleotides. The record is from the annotation of a GenBank genome assembly. NCBI's taxonomy places the organism in Eukaryota, Viridiplantae, Chlorophyta, Ulvophyceae, Bryopsidales, Ostreobiaceae.